AUAUAAAGGCUUCACUCACAACCUCGAUUGAAAUCCUCCAAUCAUCUGAGUUUUUUUUUUUUUUUAAAGCAAGUAUGAGCAGUCUGGAUCAAGACCAACUUCUCCUUCCUAACUGCCUUGACAAAACAAAAGUCUCUAGUGAUCCAUCAGACAGCCAUGAGCCUGCCAAGCAACCACUCCAUGGUCUAAAAUUGGCAUCACAUUUGGUUCUGGAGACAGCACAGCAGAGGGGCCGAUUAAAAUGUUCUAAAUGUGGUGGAUCACGGAUGUUCUUCUGCUACACAUGCUGCUCAUUAGUGGGUGUCAGCCAGCAAGAAAUCCCCUUCAUUAAGCUUCCUGUGAAGAUUGACAUCAUCAAGCAUCCAAAUGAAACCGAUGGCAAGAGCACUGCCAUCCAUGCCAAGAUCCUCGCUCCCAAUGAUGUCACUAUUUACACGUAUCCCUGUAUACCGGAGUUUGAAAUGGACACAGUGGUGUUGGUGUUUCCUGGUCCAGGGGCCGUCACAGUGAGAGACAUGAUGCAGUGUUUACUUGACAGGGCCAACAGGUCACUUGACUCCUGUGAUGAACCGUGCCUGAAGAAACAGAAGACUGCGCACUUUCAAGAUGCCACACACAGCACCGAAAACCCAGCUGAACCUGGGAACUUGAAGUCAAGAGUGCAACCACCCCACAGGGUGGUCUUCAUUGACAGUACCUGGAACCAAACCAACAAAAUCAGCACUGACGAGAGGCUGCAAGAUUUGCUCCAGGUAGAACUGAAAACGAGGAAAACAUGUUUUUGGCGCCAUCAGAAAGGAAAACCAGACACCUACCUUUCAACCAUAGAGGCCAUAUACUAUUUCCUCAGGGACUACCACGAGCAUUGUCUUGCUCAGAAAUACCGUGGAGAAUAUGAUAACCUUCUCUUCUUCUACUCCUACCUGCACUCAGUUAUCACCAAAGCCAAGACCACUGCUGGAAAAAUAUGAAUAAUAAAGACUGAGGACUGACGGUCACACGAACAGGAGAUAAAUCUGCAGGGCUCACGAAUGUUUGUUUUAUUUUGUAUGGGAUACUGUAAGACACAGUGAAAUACAAAUGAUUUCAUUGUUUAUUUAUAUAGUACCAAUCCUAAGACCUCUCAAAGCACUAUGGUCUACAGCCUAACCCUUACCUGCUUAUUUAGCAAUUGCAAUGACAAGAAAUAAUUCAGUAAUGUAUAUUUAAAAAAUGUCUUAGUUGCAGUAAUGACCCCAAAAUAUCAUCACAUAACCUCAUUGAAGCCAUUUAUAGAUGAACUGGAAAUAAUGUAGACAUUUUUAGGGUAGCUGCCAGAAAAUAAGGUAUACAAGGUAUUGGGGGUCUCGUGGUUAAGUGUUGGGCUUGAAACCAGAGGAUCAUUGGUUCAAAUCCCAGCCUGACCAGAAAAUCACUAAGGGCCCUUGGUGUGUAGUGAGUACCUUGUAUGGCAGCACCCUGACAUCCGGGUGAAUGUGAGGCAUUAUUGUAAAGCGCUUUGAGCAUCUGAUGCAGAUGGUAAAGCGCUAUAUAAAUGGUCCAUUUAUACAUGAUCUGAAGAUUUUGCUUGCUGAGUGAUGGUGCUUCUUUUGGACAAACUGUUGGUGCUCUGUGCAGUGAGCUUGGGGCACUCUCCUGCCUUGGUUACUGGUCCAGCAUUGCUUACAUACA
Messenger RNA from Thalassophryne amazonica, 1671 nucleotides. RefSeq names its product DTW domain containing 1 (gene dtwd1). Gene Ontology annotation, molecular function: tRNA-uridine aminocarboxypropyltransferase activity. The coding region runs from base 75 to 971 and encodes 298 amino acids. Gene Ontology annotation, biological process: tRNA modification. Gene Ontology annotation, cellular component: nucleus. The transcript has 4 exons. NCBI's taxonomy places the organism in Eukaryota, Metazoa, Chordata, Actinopteri, Batrachoidiformes, Batrachoididae. The record is from RefSeq and is a predicted model, not a curated record.